Paramormyrops kingsleyae is the source of this 2053-nucleotide messenger RNA. RefSeq names its product RNA terminal phosphate cyclase-like 1 (gene rcl1). Lineage: Eukaryota; Metazoa; Chordata; Actinopteri; Osteoglossiformes; Mormyridae. The record is from RefSeq and is a predicted model, not a curated record. Gene Ontology annotation, biological process: ribosome biogenesis; endonucleolytic cleavage of tricistronic rRNA transcript (SSU-rRNA, 5.8S rRNA, LSU-rRNA). Gene Ontology annotation, cellular component: nucleolus. Gene Ontology annotation, molecular function: RNA endonuclease activity.
UAAGCAAGAAAUCCUGCUUUAUGAUACAGGCCGCAGAACUUGUCCAAAGUAAUUUUUGGCUACAGAUUCUCUGGUCCUCAUUGUCCUGGACAGACAAUGUACUCUUUCUCUAUACAUGGAUUAGCUUAAGUGACCAUUGUCUAAAAUUCUUUCAUCUUGAAUUAAAUCAUUUGUUGUAGAAAACAUCAUUGGAGACUCUUAGGGCCACUUCAUGACAGUGAACUUAUGAGUAACAUAUUUCCAUCUUUAUGAUGUUAACUUGAAUAAUUCACACAGUUCAUCCCCAAGUAAUUCCAUUUCAAUACGUAACAUGACAAACAAAAUUGACUCUUGUUCAUUACCCUUUAUUAAGUCAACUCUGCACCAUGUUAAUCUCCUCUUUCAAUUAAAUUAUAGUUUCAGUUUAUUUAUUGUAGCAACAGCGCAAGUAAGGUUCUAGUAUAGUUACUGACGAGAUUGGGUGUAGAUGCUUUCAGGAUCCAAAUAGUAAAAUUUUUUUAUUUUAAUCUUCGGCUUUUCUUGUUCUUGUUUCACUUUCCAUGAAAUGUAUAUAUUUGAGCAUUUUAUUCCAUUUUGUAAUCACUUUUGUUGACAUUUUUCUAGUACGAGUACGGUGUUGAAUACUGGUAAGCAUUCGGUUCAGUUUGUCCCUCUUGGCGACCCGUACCGCUGUAACCCUUCACCUUUCCUAUAUACAUCCUGCCUAAGCAUUCAAACCACGUGCAUGCAGGCAGCCCUGCAGCAACAACAACAUGGCGAGCCAGGGUCUCACAUAUGAAGGGUGUAAUUUCUUUAGGCAACGGCUCAUUUUAUCCACAUUGACUGGAAAAUGGGUCAAAAUCAAAAACAUUCGUUCAAGUGAUGAUAAUCCCGGACUUCAAGAUUUUGAAGCCAGCUUCAUUAGACUUUUGGACAAAGUAACCAAUGGCACCAGAAUUGAAAUUAAUCAAACAGGUACUGUUCUCUUCUACCAGCCGGGCCUGCUCUACGGGGGCACUGUGGAGCACGACUGCAACAUGCAGCGCUCAGUGGGUUACUACCUGGAGGCCCUUUUGAUGCUGGCCCCCUUCGUGAAGAGUCCACUGCGAGCCACUCUCAUGGGCGUCACCAAUGACCAGCGAGACCCCUCUGUGGAUACAUUGAAGGCCACCUCCAUUCCCCUGAUGAAGCACUUUGGACUUGAUGGCGAGGGUCUUGAGUUGAAGAUCGCAAAGCGGGGGAUGCCCCCUGGUGGUGGAGGUGAGGUGUUUUUCACCUGUCCAGUCCGUCGCACCGUCCGUCCCAUCCAGCUGACCGACCCUGGGAAAAUCAAGCGCAUCCGCGGGACAGCAUAUUCAGUAAGAGUUUCCCCACAAAUGGCAAACAGAAUAGUGGACUCUGCCCGGAACAUUCUCAACAAAUUUAUUCCCGAUAUUUACAUACACACGGACCACAUGAAGGGCACGAAUGCGGGGAAGUCCCCAGGGUUUGGCCUUACGCUUGUGGCUGAGACAACAAAUGGCACGUUUCUUAGCGCGGAGCUCGUCUCCAACCCGCAGGGACAGGGCAGCCCAAUGCUCCCAGAGGACCUCGGGAGGAACUGUGCCAAGCUGCUGUUGGAGGAGAUCUACAGGGGUGGCUGUGUGGACUCGACCAAUCAGAGUCUGGCACUCCUCUACAUGACACUGGGACAGCAGGACGUGUCUAAAGCACUCCUGGGCCCAUUGUCAUCCUACACAAUCGAGUUCCUCCGGCACAUCAGGGACUUCUUCCAGAUCAUGUUCAAGAUCGAAACCCAGAUGCCAGAGGAGGACAGCCGUAGAGGAGGGAGCAAAGUGCUGGUGACCUGCGUGGGAGCUGGCUUUGCCAACAUCAGCAAAACCCUCAAAUAAGACUUCAUGUCAGCAUAGUUUUUUUUUUAAAUCCAAUGUGUAAGCCUUCUGGCAUCUCUGAAUCUGUGGGCCAUUUCUUUUUUAGAUAUUUUGUUGCUUAGUACAGAAACUUUUUAUUGAAGACCUUUGUACCAUCAUCUGUAAAUAGGCAAUGUAAUAAAGUUAAGGUAUUUUGACACUUU